AUGCGGGGUGUGAUAGCUUCUGUGCGACCUGCAUACGCCCCCUCAACUGCUCCCUCGUGCCCUCCUUUCCUUGCUCCUGCUGCCGCCGCCCCGACACUCCUGCUAAUGUUGCUGAUCUCGACGGGGGGCGUGUCAGAAACAUGUGAAAAAGGGGGUGGUGGUGGUGAUAGUCCGGGGGGAGGGGGAGGAAGGGAGCAGAAGGGAGGAGUGGGGGAGGAAGGAGCAGGGGUAAGGGGAGGAGCAGGUGAGGAGGGAGGAGAAAGGGAGGGAGGGAAACCGGCGUGUGUUGAUGGCACAGCGAAGGGACGAUGGGUGAAUUACACGUGGUGGGAGGCAGACGAUUGCGAGUACAGUGACUUCUCUGGUCGCGACUUACACGAGUGCCUCAAGGGCCAGUGGAUUCACUUCUUUGGCGACCAGACCUCUCGAACGCUCUCCACCUUCUUUGCCAAGAAGAUGCGAAUCAAGAAGAGAGCUAGUAGCGAAGGAGACAGUAACGAGAGAGCUAGCGCCGCAACUGAUGACAGUAACGAGGAUGGUGAGAGAGCAGCAGCAGGAGCAAGGGGGUGGCAGCCGGUUCCAAGGAGUGCUGAUCGGCCCACUGUGUCGUAUCUUUUCCGAGCCAAGAUGGCCCACCAACGAGCCCCAGCACCAGGGGACCUACCAGAAGACGACGUGAACAAUUUCUUUUUCGAUGCACUGCAGGAUCCUUCAGCAGAUCGGCCGGAUGUGCUUAUAAUGAGUAUGGGCGCGCACGAGGUGUUCGGGUGGUCGGGGCGGCCGCGCGUGAAGCUUAACCUGACUGUCUAUAAGGAGGAUACGGAGGAGCUGCUGGGGAAGGUGCUGGGAAGCUUCCCGGAGCAACGGGUGAUCUGGUGGAAGGCGCAUUACAUUCAACAAGCGGAGGGUGAUCAGGUGGAAGGCGCAUUAUAUCCAACAAGGCAAGAUCAAGGGGGAGCAGUUAUUCACCAUUCGGAGAUACCACAGCCGCUACCAGCGGCAUGCCGCCGCCCGCUUUGCUGCCAACGGGCACUCGAUUGCGGAUUUUUAUGGAACUACAAGGAGGAGGAGCGAGGCUUGUAG
This is a messenger RNA of Closterium sp. Yama58-4, 1083 nucleotides long. Lineage: Eukaryota; Viridiplantae; Streptophyta; Zygnematophyceae; Desmidiales; Closteriaceae. The record is from the annotation of a GenBank genome assembly.